Molecule: messenger RNA, 1656 nt
Organism: Exophiala dermatitidis NIH/UT8656
Lineage: Eukaryota; Fungi; Ascomycota; Eurotiomycetes; Chaetothyriales; Herpotrichiellaceae
Product: threonine synthase
Exons: 1
Coding region: 1-1656 (551 amino acids)
Biological process (GO): L-threonine biosynthetic process
Molecular function (GO): pyridoxal phosphate binding; threonine synthase activity
Source: RefSeq, a predicted model, not a curated record
AUGGCGCCCAACAAUUCCAAAUACUCCAGCACACGGUACCAUGACCCGUCGGAACGCGAGUUCUUCAGCUUCGAGGAAGUUGUGCUGAAGGGGCUGGCGUCGGACGGGGGACUGUUCCACCCGCACGAAGUGCCGGACGUCGGAUCUCGGUAUGAGGAAUGGAAGGACCUUUCAUUUCCCGAGCUGGCAUACCAGGUGAUGCGGCUGUACAUUGACGAGCAUGAGAUAUCCAACUCUGAACUCAAGUCGAUCGUGGACCGCAGCUACUCGACGUUUCGACAUCUCGACACAGUGCCGCUGGAGACUUUGGACGAGCAGAAGAACCUGCACUUGCUGGAGCUAUUCCACGGGCCAACCUUCGCAUUCAAGGACGUGGCACUGCAAUUUUUGGGCAACCUGUUCGAAUUCUUUUUGGUGCGCAAGAACCAGAACCUGAAGGCUGGCGAGCCGCGACACCAUUUGACAGUCAUUGGCGCCACGUCCGGCGACACGGGGUCGGCGGCCAUUUAUGGUUUACGCGGCAAGAAGGACGUUAGCAUUUUCAUCAUGUUCCCGGACGGCAAAGUGUCGCCUGUGCAGGAGGCGCAGAUGACGACGGUGCUGGAUCCCAAUGUUCACUGUCUGAGUGUUCAGGGAACCUUUGACGAUUGCCAGGACUACGUUAAAGCCCUGUUUGCAGACCCAGAGAUGAACAAGAUCCACCAUCUGGCCGCGGUGAAUUCCAUCAACUGGGCCCGCAUCCUCGCCCAGAUCACCUAUUACUUCUACGCCUACUUCCAGCUUAUCAAGAAGAAUCCGAGUGUUCGAAAGGCUAAAUUUGUCGUGCCCACCGGCAAUUUUGGCGACAUUUUGGCCGGAUACUAUGCUUUGCGCAUGGGUCUCCCAAUAGCCAAGCUGAUCAUCGCGACGAACGAGAACGACAUCCUCCAUCGCUUCUGGCAGACAGGCUCGUACUCGAAGAAACAAAAGCCCGCGGCCGAGCCUCACGAGGGCAUCAAACAGGACGGCGCCCAGGCCCACGAGGACGGCGUCAAGGAGACCUACAGCCCCGCCAUGGAUAUCUUGGUCUCGUCCAAUUUCGAACGUUUGCUAUGGCAUCUGUGUCUGGAACGUGAGCGGGAAGUAAAUCCAAAUACAAAAUUCGAGGAGUCGGUCAGAGUCGCCGGCGGCAAGAUCAACGGUUGGUUCCACGAGUUGAAGACUACUGGUUCGUUCACGGUCGACAAGGAAAUCCUGGCAAAGGCUCGUGCCAUCUUCGGCACCCAUAGAGUCAGCAAUCCGGAGACCUUGGACGCCAUUAGAAGCUGUUACAGGGGUGAAGCUAUUUCGAAGAAAGGUUAUGUCUUGGACCCGCAUUCGGCCAUUGGCGUGGCUGCAAGCCUGCGUGAGAUUGAAGCAGCCGGCCAAACAGGCGACAUUCCCACCGUGUCUCUGGCAACUGCCCAUCCGGCCAAGUUCGCUGGUGCAGUCGAGCUGGCCUUGAAAGAUGAAAAGGACUUUGAUUUCAACUCGGUCCUGCCUGAACAAUUCGUUGGUCUUGGUGACAAAGAAAGAAGAGUCUUGAAGGUCUCCAGCCACGAAGGUCUAUCGGGUAUCCGCCAGAUCAUUACGAGAGAAGUGGAAAAAGAAAAGGUGCUUGGACAGAAUGGUGCUUGA